AUGAUACUGGUCACCGUCGUUGCGUCAAGGAGCCGAAUGUGCUUGUUUGACCUUGGUCUCAGCUUCUCCUACAGUUCCCCUCAGACUCUACUCGAGUUUGGACUCCAGAUUGCACUCUACGCAACGAGCAAACUCGCCAAACGCAAGUACAGAGUGGGGCACGACGUGGCCGCUGCCCUUGGCAGGAGUGCAUUCGCUGUUAUUGUUGUCUUGGAUGCAGCCGUGUCGAUUGCCCAGAAAGGAAAGCACGACCAUGCAACAAGACGUCUUCCUCUCCCCCUUCCAUUUUAA
Sporothrix schenckii 1099-18 is the source of this 291-nucleotide messenger RNA. RefSeq lists its product as uncharacterized. The record is from RefSeq and is a predicted model, not a curated record. Lineage: Eukaryota; Fungi; Ascomycota; Sordariomycetes; Ophiostomatales; Ophiostomataceae. The transcript has a single exon. The coding region runs from base 1 to 291 and encodes 96 amino acids.